AUGGGGACUCAGACUUCAAGUGAUGACAAGUUGAUCAAAGGUACAUGUUAUAUUAAUAAUACACCUCUAGUUGAUAUUAUCAAUAUUGGCGCUACUCAUUCUUUUAUUGAUGUUGACUAUGUGAAAAGGCUAGGCCUUGUUGUGUCUUCUAUGAGUGGAGAAAUGGUUAUCGAAACUCCCGCUACAGGCUCGGUGACUACUACUUUAGUUUGUUUGAACUGUCCCCUGUUAAUCUUUGAUAAAGAUUUUAGCAUUGAUCUUAUUUGCUUGCCUUUGGAGAAUCUUGAUGUUAUAUUGGGGAUGAAGUGGUUGGAGUUCAAUCAUGUUUAUAUCAAUUGUUAUAAUAAGUCGAGGCGGUUUUUUACUCCUCGUGAGGAGGAAGAAGUUGGUUUCUUGUCUACUAGAGAGUUGAAGAAGCUUUUGUAA
This is a messenger RNA of Lathyrus oleraceus (garden pea), 426 nucleotides long. RefSeq lists its product as uncharacterized. The coding region runs from base 1 to 426 and encodes 141 amino acids. NCBI's taxonomy places the organism in Eukaryota, Viridiplantae, Streptophyta, Magnoliopsida, Fabales, Fabaceae. The transcript has a single exon. The record is from RefSeq and is a predicted model, not a curated record.